Molecule: messenger RNA, 273 nt
Organism: Penicillium brevicompactum
Lineage: Eukaryota; Fungi; Ascomycota; Eurotiomycetes; Eurotiales; Aspergillaceae
Product: Tetratricopeptide-like helical
Exons: 1
Coding region: 1-273 (90 amino acids)
Source: RefSeq, a predicted model, not a curated record
AUGCAGAGUUGCUACACUCUUCUUAUGCUCCUGCACCGACUUCGCGCUUCGUUGGCAACAGAUCGUCUUGCUAAUUGCUAUCACCUCCUCUACGAGCCGAGUCCUGAAUCGGAGAUUGCUGAUGCUGAGCGGCUGACUGAAGAGCUACGGCAUGGCGUGCAAACCUUGGGGAGAUCCUUGAAGUCAGAUGUCAUCUUCGAGGGUGUUGGGGGCAUGGGGCGUGAGAUCGAGGGUGCAUAUCUGGCGGCAUUCCCUGGUAGCUCUGAGAUAUAG